Zonotrichia leucophrys gambelii is the source of this 2381-nucleotide messenger RNA. It is a transcript of the gene SPATA17, whose product is annotated as spermatogenesis associated 17. Lineage: Eukaryota; Metazoa; Chordata; Aves; Passeriformes; Passerellidae. Gene Ontology annotation, molecular function: protein binding. Bases 162 to 1295 code for a protein of 377 amino acids. The record is from RefSeq and is a predicted model, not a curated record. The transcript is spliced from 10 exons.
GCUGCUCAGGGGCGCCGCGCUCCCUCCAGCACCCCCGGCUCGGGUCGGGUGCAGCCCCGCGGAGCGCCCGCUGCCGCCGGAGCCCUGCCCGUGCCGCGCCGCGGGGCCGCCGGCAGCAGCGACACCCCCGCGCUCGAGCGCACUGGGACGGUCCCGUUGCUAUGGCGGCAGCGUCUUGCGGGCGGGAGGAGCGAGCCAGUAUGGCCGCGCUGGCCCGGCUUCAGGAGAGACUGGCGGGACUCCGGGAGGAGUAUUUCCUUACGAACAGAGCUAUAGAUGAAGACAGAAUAAUAAAGUACAAAGCUGCUGUCAGGAUCCAGCGCUGGUUUCGAGCAUGCCGUGUCCGAGCCUAUCUGAGAUAUCUGAGCAAAAUGGCGACUUUGAUACAAAAGUGGUGGAGAGGUUAUCUAAGAAGAAAAAGCUUCAAAGAAGUAGUGGAGAGAGCAUAUUUUAUUAAGAAGGAGAAAUUCUACAAUGAAAUGGCUGUCAGGAUCCAGAAAACGUGGCGAGGCUAUUACGUUCGGAAGUAUAUCCAUAAUUUUUAUGCACUGAAGAAAUACCUGGAUGCUGUUUCUGUGAAUAACGAGCUUGUCAGGUAUGAACUUCAAGAAUUUGCAGAUAUGAAGGAAAAUGAAGAGAAAAUGAAAGACCUGGAAAAGAAAGAAAAGGAAAAGAAAUACCAAGCCCGAAAGAUGCAUUACCUCCUUAGCACUAAGCAGAUUCCAGGUGUCUACAAUUCACCAUUCAGAAAAUCCCCAGAUCCAAUGGAGCUGCUGCUACAGCAGUCAAAGCCACUGACCCACAGGAAGCAGCAAGUGAAGAGUCCCUUUGCUGAUGAGCUCUAUGGCUGGCCAACCUGUAAAGAGCCUCCAGGUUUUGUGGCAUCACUGCCUGUGCUACCUGCUGACAGACAGAAACCUCAGGGGCCGUUCCGCGAUCCCGCUGAGGUGCUGCAGCAGCGCUACAAGCCCAUGGAACCAACCCUGCGAGUGAGAGAGUCCAUGUAUUCAUCACCCCCCAAGGCCAGAGAGCCAACACGAGGGGAGGAAUGGAGAGAUCCCAUCCAUGACAAUCAGUUUCUGCCAUUUUCUUCAUAUCAUAAAAAUCAUGAGAAGUAUGAGCCAUCACUUUUUACAUCAGGCAAAUAUGGCCAAGAAGCUUAUGGAACUAAAUAUUUCAGAGAAGUAUAUCCUAAGAAGUGGGUAGCAGACAAGGACUUUGAAACACUGUUUUCAUCAAUUGCUCUCUUCGAAAAGUUUGGAAAAACUUACUCCAGCACUGGGCAAAUACUGUAAUUGUCCUGGAGACACAUCGAAAGUAGUCAAUAAAUGUAUUUCAGCAAAUAUACAGCAGUAUAUUUGUCCUGGAGACACAUGAAAAGUAGUCAAUAAAUGCAUUUCAGCAAAUAUACAGCCGUAUGUUGACUAAAUGUUCCAUAAACUACUCUUUUUGUGAUGGAUACUGUGUCUGAAGUAGUUUUAAUUGAUUUUGCUUGAACUUUAGGCAAUAUGGCUUCCAAGAAUUAUCAAAAAUGAAUUUAGAAAAAAGUUUUAUCUUAAAGUAAUAAUUUCUGAAAAAAACUGUAUUUUAUUUAGUAUAAAUAAUUUAGAAUACAAAAUCAGAGUCAUCAAGUGAAAUACUCAGAAUCAGAUUUAUUUAUUACACAUUUUUAAGUGAGGUUAACACUAAAAAACAAAAAUGUGUAAAAUUUAUCUCUUUUUUUCCCCUCACAACUAUAAAUGUAUCUGGUUCAUCACUGUUAUUCAUCAUCUUCAGUGUUAGGUAUCCUUGACUGAUCCGUGACUUCAGAAGUGCAGGAUAGGCAUUAAAUGGAAGAUAACAUAUUUUAAAUCCUGUUAGCAUUUCUGUGGGUGAAAGAACUUGAGUUUUAAAAAAAUAAAGUUCUGAUAACAUAUAUACACCUUAUUACUCGGUCAGUUUUUCUAUUUCCAUUUAAUUGUCUUUAUCAGUACCUGUGCAUUAACUCCUUGUCCCAUAUGCUGUGAGUACAAAAUUGUGUGAUGCUUGGUCAGAAGAACACAUUUGAGCACGCAAAACUUAUGCUUGUUUCCUCUGUUCAUUCCUGCAAAAUAUUGAGUAUCCUCAGAGCCCAUCCACUUCAAAAAGCUCAAAGAAUUCAGCAUCACAGGAAGAUCUCAGCAUAUCUAAAGAUCAAAUUACAAGCUAAUUCUUAAAAUCAUGUGAGUGGAUUUUUACAGGAAUUUUAUGCUGAAUUUUCUGUGAUACCAUAUUUGCUUUUCAUAUCAUUUGACUAUAUUUGAAUCAAAUAUUGAUUGUUUAUCUGUUACUCAAGGGUAGGCUUUUUAGUACUGUUUUUUAAAUGUGAUUCUUAUGGCCCCAAUAAAUGUGAAUUAAACUUC